Molecule: messenger RNA, 918 nt
Organism: Rosa rugosa (rugosa rose)
Lineage: Eukaryota; Viridiplantae; Streptophyta; Magnoliopsida; Rosales; Rosaceae
Product: F-box protein At1g70590-like
Exons: 1
Coding region: 19-918 (299 amino acids)
Molecular function (GO): protein binding
Source: RefSeq, a predicted model, not a curated record
AGCCCUACGUACAUUAGUAUGUUUAAUUUGUUUAGCAAUCCUACAACCUCAGUUGACGUACAUCAGCAAAAAUCCAGAUACAUAAACGGAAUGAGGAAGCGAAGUCGAUGGGAACGCCGGGAAACGACGGCGUUUCCGUUAUUGAACACCAAGCAAGGAGGCGAACUCCAUCACAAAAUCUUCUGGAAAACCAGCAACCGAUUCUCCACAUCAUCCCCAAGGGAUUUCUCGGAUCUUCCCCAAGAACUGGUAACCAAAAUCGGUGCGUCGCUCAGCUACGGCAACCUAAAAGCGGCGUCGUUGGUGUGCAAGUCGUGGUGCGACGCGCUUCGGCCGGCGAGAAAGGCCAUGAAGUACAAAGAAUACGAGCGUUGGGGAAAGCAGUUCAAGCAAGGCCUCUGUGGUUUUCUACCUAAUAUACACAAUGCUCUCAAGAUGUUCUUGAAGGCUGCGGAGUACGGAUCAACAAGGGCUAUGGUAGACGCCGGACUGAUAUAUUGGAAGAGAGGCGAGAAGGACAAGGCCUGUGUUUUGUAUCGGAGAGCUGCGGAGCUCGGAGACCGGAAUGCGCAGUUCAAUUUGGGACUUUCAUAUGUGCCAGUUCAACCUCCUCCAGAGGAAGCUAUAAAGUGGUUAUCUCUUGCUGCUUUUCAAGGCCAUGCCGGAGCUCAAUACCAACUUGCACAUUGUCUGCGUCAGGGUGGGAACAUGGAAGAAGCGGCCGGGUGGUGUUUGAGAGCCGCAGAAGGUGGUUAUGUACGUGCUAUGUAUAAUGUAUCCAUGUGCUACAAGUAUGGGGAAGGGUUAGUUCAGUGUGAUCACCAAGCAAGAAAGUGGAUGAAGUUGGCAGCUGAUUGUGGCCACAGUAAAGCUCAAGAUUAUGUACUUCAUCACCAGAAAGUUUACUCCAUCGUGUAA